Messenger RNA from Fomitiporia mediterranea MF3/22, 990 nucleotides. RefSeq names its product NAD-binding protein. The record is from RefSeq and is a predicted model, not a curated record. Bases 1 to 990 code for a protein of 329 amino acids. Gene Ontology annotation, cellular component: intracellular anatomical structure. The transcript is spliced from 4 exons. Lineage: Eukaryota; Fungi; Basidiomycota; Agaricomycetes; Hymenochaetales; Hymenochaetaceae. Gene Ontology annotation, molecular function: oxidoreductase activity, acting on NAD(P)H, oxygen as acceptor.
AUGUUGCCCAUACCUAUCUCACAAUUACUGAAAAGAACCUCAUCUCUUAAGCAUACCAUAGCAGUUACUCCUGCUGUAUGUAGGAGAUUGUCAACGUCAGCCGUGCCACGCUAUCCGAGGUCUGGGUCACCCUCCUCUCAUGGCCCGGUCGGUGUCGAAGCGGCACUUCUUGCUGAAUCGGAUCCGUCCUUCAAACCUAGGCCUACGCUACUGCAGAAUGAGUUCUCACUCUCAGGUCGUGUUGCAGUGGUCACAGGAGGACAACGGGGUCUGGGUCUCGAAAUGGCGGAGGCUCUUACGGAGGCUGGUGCGACAGUGUAUUGCCUCGACCUGCCCAGUCAGCCGGACGAGUCAUUUGGCGCGACGCAGAAAUACGUAUCAAAGCUAGGACUAUCCGAUAAUGCACGACUUGAAUACGCGUCUGUUGACGUAACAGACCAGAAGGCCAUCUGGGACGUCGUUGGGAAGAUUGCAAAGAAGGAAGGCCGCCUGGAUGCGUGUGUCGCUGCUGCGGGUAUCUUAGUUGCGGAGGAGUGUCUAGAGCAUUCAGCAGAAGGGUUCGAGAAGCAAAUGAAUGUGAACGUGAAUGGUGUUUUGUACACCGCCCAGGCUGCGGGCCGCCAGAUGGUCAAAUUUGGAACUCCUGGAAGCAUCGUUUUGAUCGCAUCUUUGAGUGGCAGUGUCACCAACAGGGAUCAACACUGCGUUGCAUAUAAUUCAAGCAAGUCCGCUGUUAUUCAGAUGGGUCGGAGCUUGGCCUGCGAACUCGGACCGAAGAACAUUCGUGUGAACACUAUCUCACCAGGCAUGACGAAAGCCUUUCUCAAGUCUCAGCCAGGACUUAUCGACUUCUGGGCGGAUAUGAACCCACUUCGUCGAGUUGGACGACCGGAUGAAUUGCGGGGUGUAGUCACCUGGCUUACUUCGGACGCAUCGAGCUUCUGCACCGGCAGCGACAUCUUAAUUUCUGGCGGUCACCAUUCGUGGUAG